AUGCAAUUUUAUAUUAAUAAAAACCAACAGGAAAAGAAUUCAGUUGCAUAGUAAUCCUUCAAAAGGUUAACGAAUGAUCUUCUUGAUGAAAAACUCUAAGAUCUAAAUGACAAUACUUGUUAAAUUUUGAUAAAUUAGAAUUGUGACAAAUUGUAUUUAUAAAUAACUCCAAAAAUCGGCUCGUUUAUUUAUAACAAUUACUAAUUUUAACUAGAUUUCAGAAUCAAUUAUCCUUAUAAUCCUCCUUUAAUACAUGUAGAGUCUAAUAUUCCACAUCCUAACAUUGAUUUAAAAAAUCAUUAACUUUAUGUAAAAGUUUUAGAUCCAAAUGUCUGGAAACCAGUAUAUGGGUUAUAUGACAUCAUUUAAGCCAUAAAAUAAACAAUCCUCUACAUAGAUUAUACCUAUAUACCUAAUGAUAUACAAUGUAUCAAAAGUGCAUAAAGAAUGGGUUAAUAGGAUCACAGCACUGAUGAAGAAGAAUCAGAAGACAAAGGCUUUGAAUUAAGUGAAAAUUUUAAAAGAAAUUUUGAAUUACCAACCCUUUCAAGAAUUAGUGUGGAAAAUGAAUAAUCAGAUGAUACAGAAGAAGAGAAUUUCGAUGAUCCUUCAGAAAGAUCGAGUCAAGAGCCUGCAAUAAUUAAUUUAACAAAAAAUACCAGACACUCUUUAGACGAUAAUAAUACACUACCUAAACCAAAAAAGUGA
Molecule: messenger RNA, 708 nt
Organism: Paramecium tetraurelia
Lineage: Eukaryota; Ciliophora; Oligohymenophorea; Peniculida; Parameciidae
Exons: 3
Source: RefSeq, a predicted model, not a curated record